AUGCUGAGCGUGGCCGGAAGGGGUGUCCGCAACUUGAUCCCGACGCGUUCGGUGUCUCUCAGUGCGUCUCGCAAGUCAGUGGAGAUUUUAAAUUUAGCCUCAUAAUUAUAAAAAAAAAUGCAUUCCUAUUAAGUUCACAAUGACAAAAUUCGUGGAGGCUGUGAAGAAGAUAUUGUUACCAAAAAUAUCGUAGAAGCUUUAUAAACUUUGUUGAAGACCAGUAGUAAUUAAAAAAAAUUUCAAUCGCAAAUAUAGAGAAAAAAUGAUCCUAAGAAAGCUUAUAGCCAAUUCCUGGCUAACUUGACACGCUAGGAGGCGUGGGCUGUCUGCGCAUCGUGUCAGGACCCAUGUUUCGAUGGCUCAAGUCAGCCGUGGAAUAGCUAUACGUUCAUGAUCAGCAAGCCAUUUUGGCCUAGGAAAUUUUGCAAACAACACAUUUUCAUUUACUUUAUGAUCUUUUCUGAAGACUUCAUAUUUUUCAAACCCAAUAUUAUGAGAAAAAAAAUGUUUGGACCUCUUACAACUUCAAAUUUCAGCGACGUCAAACGCAGCAACGUCGCCGAGUACAAGAUCGUCGAUCAUGCUUAUGACGCCGUGGUUGUUGGAGCUGGAGGAGCUGGUCUGCGAGCCGCCAUGGGACUUUCCGAGGGAGGACUCAAAACUGCAGUUAUCACCAAGCUUUUCCCCACUCGUUCUCACACCGUCGCCGCUCAAGGAGGUUCAGCAAUGCUAGUUUUUCCAUUAAACGUAUCUCUUCAGGCAUCAACGCGGCUUUGGGUAACAUGAACCCUGAUAACUGGAGAUGGCACUUUUACGACACUGUCAAGGUAAUUUUUUAUUUUUGAAGCAUUCAUCUGAUUUUUUCUCCAGGGUUCGGAUUGGCUCGGAGACCAAGACGCUAUCCAUUACAUGACCCGCGAAGCCGAACGAGCUGUCAUUGAACUUGAAAACUAUGGUUCGCAGUAGCUUCAGCGGAAAUUUGAAGACGGUGGCAUUAAGGUAUGCCGUUCUCCCGUACCACUGACGGAAAGAUCUACCAACGCGCUUUCGGAGGACAAUCCAACGAUUUUGGUCGCGGUGGACAGGCUCACAGGUUAGAUAGGAAUAUGUCAGCAGAACAGGACUACGAGCCGGAUAUCUUUUUUUUUUUUGAUGAAAAGAGAAUGUAUGAACGAAUGAAGUUAUUAAAACGCACGCUAACAGGAGUGGGGGGGAGGUAUUUUUACUUCAGCUUUGGGAUUUACCUGAAAAUCUUGAUGUACCAGAUAAAGAUCCUGAAAAUCUAAACCUGCACAGCUUCCUAGUUUCAGAGAAAUAAGGGCUUGAAGCUUCAAAAUCAAUUAUUUAGUGAAUUGAAGUAUAUAUUAACUGAUCUUCAAUAGAUUACCAAUCUUCACCAGAAAAAGAAACAAGCCAAACCCAUUUUUCAGAACCUGUUGCGUCGCUGACAGAACUGGCCACUCUCUUCUCCACACUCUCUACGGUGCUUCUCUUCAGUACGACUGCAAUUAUUUUGUCGAAUACUUUGCCCUGGACCUCAUCAUGGACAAAGGCGCCUGCGUUGGAGUCAUCGCCAUGAACCUCGAAGACGGAACUCUUCAUCGCUUCCGCUCGAAGAAUACUGUUUUGGCGACCGGAGGAUACGGUCGCGCUUUCUUCUCCUGCACCUCAGCUCACACCUGCACUGGAGACGGUAGGUUUUUACUUGUGUUAUUUAUAAAAUGGAAUAAGGAGGUUUAAAUUGCGCAGACAGGCCACCAGCGUCUUAAGUUGGCCGUAAAUUGACUAAAUUGCAAGUGACAUAAUCUCCCUAAAAUCGCUUUCUCACGGUUCGAAGUACACUAAAAAUUUCGUUCGAGUUCAAAAAAGCAAGCGCUAAACUUUUGUGCUUGAAAGUUUAUUUGAAAAGAUUGUUAUGAUCCCAUCUCCACUUGGAAAAGUUUAAAAAAAGCUUUUUUUUCUCGUAUUGAUUAUUCUACCAUUAUAACUUCUAAAAAAAUAAAAUUGGUUCGGUAAAAAAAAACGAACAAGGUAAAGUGAAAAACAGAAAUUUUUCUAAACUACAUGGAUCAAAAUUUUUCAGGUACCGCCUUGACCGCUCGAGCUGGAAUCAACAACUCCGACAUGGAGUUUGUUCAGUUCCAUCCUACUGGAAUCUACGGCGCCGGUUGCCUGAUCACCGAAGGUUCUCGAGGAGAAGGAGGAUUCCUCGUCAACUCUCAGGUUUUGUAGUGGUUUGAUGACAUUCGAUUAAGAAUCGAAAACAACGGAGAAAAAUUUUUUUAAAUUUUUUUAAAUUUAAAAACUUUGCUUUUUAAGAAGAGAGAUUUUUUUUCUUUAAAGUAGGUAUUCGUAAGGUUCUUUGCGCGUAUCUUGAUCAAGUCUUGAGAAAAUUCCAUAAUCGCCCCCCUAGAUAAAAUGUGGGGGGCUAUCUCCCCUCCCCACAGUUCUAAGUGAAUGAUAAUUCAAAAUUAGCAGGGGGGACGAUUCUGAUAAUAUUUAUUGAAAUACACGUCUUCAUUUGGUGGUAUGAAAAAAACACCGGCGAAAAUUUAAACGGCGACUUUUCCGAUUUUUUCAUAUCGCUAGGGAACUUUCCGACGGCCACUUUCCGACGAAACUUUUUCCGACUUUUUUUCUCGAUAAGCUCUUCGUUUUACAUCUUCCUAUAUAAAUUAGGUAGUUGGUUAAUGAUUAAAACACAAAUAAAUAGAAAAAAAUGUUCAUAGAUGUUUUAUAAACCUAAAAAGCAUAAGGGAAAAAAGUCGGAAAAAGUUUCGUCGGAAAGGUGGCCGUCGGAAAGUUCCCUAGCGAAAUGAAAAAAUUGGAAAAGUCGCCGUUUGAACUUUCGCUGGUGUUUUUUCAUACCACCCUUCAUUUAGUAAAAAAUUCAAACUAAAGGUUGAAAUUCAAAUGGAAAAAAAGGGAGUUCUUCUGGUCGGGCUAUUUUUUUACACCGGGGUCAUUAAGAUAUAUAUCCAAAUUCUCAAACCUUCUGCAUUCUUCUUCCAUUCUUAUAUGAGAAAUAACUAGUUCAACUAAUUCUCAGAACUUUUCAGGGAGAACGUUUCAUGGAACGUUAUGCUCCUGUAGCGAAAGACUUGGCUUCCCGCGACGUCGUCUCUCGUUCGAUGACCAUCGAAAUCAUGGAAGGCCGUGGAGUUGGCCCGGACAGUGAUCAUAUCUACCUGCAGCUGCACCAUCUCCCAGCGGAACAACUCCAGCAGAGACUUCCUGGUAGGAACAUUAUCUAUCAGCUUCCAUCUCAACUUUUGAUUUUGAGGUAUCUCUGAAACUGCCAUGAUCUUCGCCGGCGUUGACGUCACGAAAGAACCGAUUCCAGUCAUUCCUACUGUUCACUACAACAUGGGCGGUGUUCCAACCAAUUACAAGGGACAGGUAUGGCUUUACUGAGAUAGCAAUUAUAUUUCCAUAAAUUGAACCAAGAGAACCAUUUCUAAGCUAGAAAGUUUUGAGAAGUGUAAACUUUGAAAAUUUUUCGAAUCGAGUCCAGUUGAUGAAAAAAAGUUGAAACGGAUGAAAAGCCAAAGUUUGAAAAUGUAUCUGUUGAAGUUUGAAACAGUAAGUUUACAAAAUGCCGGGUUUUUCAUGUUGAGCUUUUUCCCUUCUCCUUUCAUUUCUCUUGAGUUUGGGUUUUAUUCCUGAGCAAAAAAAAAACCAAAAAAUGAACUCGAAACAAUUUAAAACAAAAAUUUUCCGUUUCCUCUUUCUCCUGACUUGAAACAGCAAUGUGAAAUUGAAAUUUACGAUCUAGAAAAUGAUUUUUCCAGGUCCUUCAAUAUACUCCAGAGAAGGGAGACCAAGUUGUUCCUGGACUUUACGCCGCUGGAGAGUGUGGAGCUCACUCUGUCCACGGAGCCAAUCGUCUCGGUGCCAACUCCUUGCUCGACUUGGUCAUCUUCGGCCGAGCUUGCGCUCUCACGUAAAAAUCCUGUUUUGGAUUAAAAAAUAGGAAUGGUUUUUAGCAUCUUGGGUGACACCAAGCCUGGAGUUGGAGUUCCUGAUUUGCCGAAAAACGCUGGCGAGGCUUCGAUCGCCAACUUGGACAACCUUCUCAACAAGAAGGUACGUUAACACUUUUUUAAAAAAAGAAUGAGUUUGAUUUUUUUUUUUUCCAGGGAGACAUCCCUACCCCAGAACUUCGUUUGAGCAUGCAAAAGGCCAUGCAGAAGCACGCCGCCGUCUUCCGUCGUGGAGAUAUUCUCAAGGUCCCUCUCAAAAAAAUCUUCUUCUGUAUCUUAUUAUCGUUUCAGGAAGGCGUGGAGAUUCUCAGCAAGCUCUACAAAGACCAACAGCAUUUGGAUGUGGGAGACAAGAGCCUCGUGUGGAAUUCGGAUCUUGUUGAGACCCUCGAACUCCAGAACUUGCUGAUCAACGCCACGCAGACUAUUGUUGCAGCGGAAAACCGCAAAGUGGGUUAAAAAUAACGGAUAUGAAACAACUUGGAUUAAUUGUUAAAGUUCGAAAAACACUUUCGGUAUUUUUUUCAUUUUAGAAAGAGACAUAACGGUGUCAUUGCUUCAAACCCAAAAUUUUGAUUUUUGCGGGAAAAAAGGUUUUUCAAAUUUGCGUUUAGAGUCGAAAUCUUUUAGAAUCUAUCCUUUGCUCGUCUUUCUUUUGACGCAGGAGGAAUUUUUUUUUACUGUGCGGUUGGGAGUUUAUUGAAAAUUAGUCAGAAAACUUUUUGUUGUACCAGAUAAAAAAAUCCUGAAAGUCUCAAUCUGCAGAACUUACUAGUUUUUAGAAAUAAGGUUUUAAAGUCUCGAAAUAGUCUAUUUUCAUGAGUUUUGAAAUUUUUCUUCGACUUUGAAUCGCCGUUUCCCAAAAAAUAAAAAUUUGGGCAGGUAGAGGCUUUUAGAAUCUUCUUCUGGUACAUCAAAGAACGUCCUCACCAAUUUGCAGGAAAACGCCAACCGUAAAGUAAAAUUAACACCCUUGUGACAGAAGAGAGAAAGAAAAAUAGAUCAGUGCAAAAUAUCAAAGAAAUAGGAAUCAGAAUUUCAUUUCAGGAAUCCCGAGGAGCCCACGCUCGCGACGACUUCCCUGACCGCAUCGAUGAGUACGACUACAGCAAGCCACUGGACGGUCAGACCAAGAAGAAGUACGAAGAUCACUGGCGCAAGCACACGAUCAUCAACUCGAACGUCGAGACCGGAGAAGUGACGCUGACCUACCGCCCAGUCAUCGACACAACCCUCGACAAAUCCGAAACCGACUGGGUCCCACCGAAAGUCCGCUCUUAUUAAAUUCCCACGAUUCCUUCCUCUUUCCUUCUUGUUAUUCACACGGGGAUAGGGAGAGAUUCUUGGCUCUAUUUACUUCCAAUUUUUUAACCUUUCAGUAGAAAUCUCACUUUUUCAUCAUCAAUGGCUUCCAAAAUUGGGAGAAGUAUCGCCAAACUGUUCUUUGGGCCGUCAUAAGAUCCUACCGCCUCUUAUUCAUAAUUUGUUUGAAACAAAGUUUUUAAAUUAAUCUUUUUGUGUUGAUUUUUGUGUACCCUUGAUUCGAUGUUCAUUUUACGUAGAUUUUUGAAAAAAGUAGUCUGUUUAUUGUUUCAGCGAUUUUGUUUUAUUUGCAACUGGUCAAUAAAAAAAUAGGCUAUCUAGAAAUUAUCUGCUGUUUCUUUUUGAGAAAAAGUGAUUAUUUUUUUAAAAAUAAUUGCAUGAAAAAAAUGCUUCAGUUUCAUGGGUUUGAUAGUUACAAUCAAAACACCAAGGUUGUUUGAAAAAUGCUAAAAAAUCGAGAGCUUCUAUAAUCUGUAUGAUAAUUUAAAAAAAUUGCAAAAAGGGAUGUCUUUUAAACAAAAAUUUCAUUUGGUCACAAAUUUUUUGAAGUCUCACUUUUGUAAUGAACUUUAAGGCAAAGAAUUGUUUUUUAGGAUGAAAAAUAAUUCAAUAUUCGCUCCCUGAAAUCUUCAAAUAUGCAGGAGCAGUACCCAGUAAUUUGCUGCUCCAGAAUCCACAAAAAUUUGAAACUGUUCAGAAACUUAAAAAAAUUAUUUUUUUCAGACGCGGAGAAUUUUCGUUUAAAUAAGCGACGUCUUCAAAAAAACUGAGCAAGCGUUCGGUGAAUAUACUAAUUUAUAUCAAAAAUUCUCUUCAGCAAUUUCCCAAUCAUUCUGUUGUAUGCCUGAUAAUCCUGAAUGGAUUACAAACCGCGGCAGAAUCAGGCAGACUGUUGGAAAAAUUAUAUGUCCACAAAGGCCGCAAAACAGCUCUCGAGAAGUCAAUCGAUAUUAACGCGCACAGCCCUUGGGAGGUUCUUGUCAAGGUUAUGGAGCUUCGCAGAGCCGUUAGACUUUUAUAUUUAUAUCCAUUCUUUAUUUAUUUUCUGAAAUUUCCUUAACAGAAGAAACUGUAAUCACUGACAAUCUGAUAAUUGUCUGUUUUAUUUUUUUGAAAGAAUUUCCAUUAAAAACCUGUUGCUCGAAUCCUAUUCAGUUGUGGAUACAGUUGUUGAAUACUUAAAUUUUUAAAAAACCAUUAUUUCAUUAAUUUUACACAAAAUCCUCAAGAUUUGAAAGAAAAUGACCCUCUGUACGAUUUUUGUUCAAAUUUCACCAACUGUCGUAAAAUUCGAUUAUUGUAUCAUUAUUCUUCUUUAUGAAGAGCUUAAUCUAUUAGAACUAUCUCAAACACUUAUAUCGAUAUAUCCGCUAUCCCUGCAAGUUGUAAAAGGAUCGCACGGUUUUUACCGCGCACACUUUGCUCACUUCACAGUUUUGGCGUUCGAAUUUCAAAUAAAAAAACUUCGAUACUCGGAAUUAUUCUAAUUUUUGCUUAUCGGAUUUUUUUCGAAUUAAAUUUUAUUUUCUGUUACAAACACUUCAAUUUUUUUCAUACUUUAAACUUUUUUUGUGCUCACUUAUUAUUAUUGAGGUUUACUAUUUCUGCCAAAACCAGAAUCAAAAAAAUGAACAUCAAAAUUUUCCACUCAAAUUUUUGCCAACGCAAAAUGUUCACGAUCAUUUUGAAGUAUAUUAAUAUUUUUUUGAAGUUAGAAGUUGUUAAAAUUUGUUUCAGUAUAGAUAUUUCCAAAAAGCUUUUGCACACAAAAUUUCCGAAACUGUUCUCCUUGUUUUUCGAUGAUUCAAGGGUUACGUCAAACUGUGCAUUUAUUAUUGAAACACAUAAAAAUACUUAUUUUUCUACUGUUUGAAUUUCAGGACAUUUAACAUCAAAGAGCACCUGAGUCGCCUAUAAGGUGACUUUUGCAGCCUCCCAUGUCGUCGUUUCUUCACACUCCUCCUCCGGACUGUAUGCAUGAGGUUUGAAUUGGACUACCAUUCUAAACAAAAAAAAACUGAUUAGUCUGAAAACACUUUGGAUGAAAAUCGAAACAAAUUAAUUUCAGGCAAUACUUUUUCGCCACAUGGAAACGGUCCCAUCUUUCACAAUACAGGAAAGAAAACGUUUUGAUUCUCUAACCAGGUUUUUUAUAUUUUUUACCAACCUUCCGCAAAAAAUAUGAAAAUUGCAGUAUGAAUUUUAACGAAUUUUUCUUUAACGGAGAGCCUCGUCUCUGUCCUGAACGCCAUAUUUUAUACAAGGUUUCAUUCGCAGUUAUUCCAUCCUUCAACAUUUAUUUCUCAGGCCAACCGGCUUUUGGAACGAUUUUUGGAUGUUCUGAUAGAUAUGAGGGCGAAGAAGAAGUCAGAAAGUAUAAGAAGAAGAAUGUUCCACGUUUUUGUUAAACUGGGACACAUCACUUUGUUAGGUCAAGACUGGGCGAGAGGUUAGAGAAAUUCAGAGUUUUGUAGAGGAGAAACAUAAAUUUCAGCUCUGUCCGCCUAUCAAAGCGCUUACCGACUGAUUUCCGACGAAUUUUGGCGAGAUCCUGCAAAUUACUAUGGCUUGGGCCUUGUGUACCUUCACUUCAAGGAAUACAAGCUGUGGGUUAAAUUUCAAACAGUUUCAUGCUUGUUAGAUUUUUUAAUCAGUGAUAAACCGCGAGAGCUUUUGUAGCCAAAUUUUCACGUCUUGAAAAUUCCUUAAAGCUUACCAAUCAACUAUGAAGCUGCGGUUAAGCUCAUUUCGGCCAAAAAUAAAGCUUUGAGUGCGAUAAAAAUCCUAUAAACCUAUCAAAAGAACGAUUGAAAGUCAAGUAAAGUAAAAUGAAAGGAAUGAGCAGGCGAUCGUUGCCAAGCAGCCAUCUCUUGAAGUUGAUUCCCAAGGGAGAUGUCAACCUCAAUUUUGCCUCGCAUCCUGAUAAUUGUUAAAAAAACGUGAUUGCAGAGCGGCCGAUGCUUUUUCCCGUCUUCUCUACAGCUUCCCAUCUUUUGAUGGAGCCAUUGAGACAAAAACGAGGCUUGCGGUAUGUUACCAGAACAUCAGCGACUUCGGCCGUGCUUCCAAGGUCUGAAGUUUUUUUGAUUAAGGAACCAAGCUGAAAAAGAAAAAAUAAUUUUUUCCAAGCAAGAUUCGUUACGAUACAAGAGAGCCAAAAUAUUAACCCUCACAAUGUAAAAAUCCUCAAAAUCUUGCCUAAUCGGGAUCCCAAAAAAAAUUAUCCUUUUCGCAAGCUGUAAAGUUAUCUGUUUCAAAAGGAUAAGUACAUAGUGAUACAGCCAAAAAAUAUGAAUAGUUCCACAGUUUUAAGUUUGAAACGUAAAUCUCAAUUAGAACGAAAUCGAAGUGUUUUUUUGAAAGCUUAAAAAAAUAAAAAGAAAUUAUUUUUUUAGUACUAUAACCAAGCGCUUGCCGACACUGGAGAAACUUCCUUCAUGUCCAAGUCACACGUUCGGUUCAACAUUGCGUUGAGCCAGGAGAAUAAUUCCGAGCUGGACAAAGCCGAAGCAGACUAUAAGACUCUACUGGAAGAUGUAAGUUGGGAUUGAAAAACAAAAAAUAUACUUAUAAAUGGAAAAAUAGAAAAUCUAGUAUUCUUUUUUUGAAGUGAUUGGAAGAUUGAUUAGAAACUUAAAAUUUAGUUACGCAAUUCUCCCGCCUGCUCUACCGCUUCUGACACGGCUUCGGUUUCCGGCAACGGCUCCGAUUCAUUACCAGAUAAACCGGAAUUAUACUCACCAGAACAGCUAAAAGUUAUCGCUGCUGUCUACCGACAACUUGGUAGAUUAAUGAAACUUACCAGAUAAAAAAAGUUAAAAAAAUAGGCUGGAUCGAAUACCGCAGGAGCCAUUGCGACGACCAGGAAACUCGGACGAAGCAUCUACAGGAAGCGGAGAAGAACCUAACCUUGUCGCAAAACUACGAAUCGUCAUGUGGAACCACCUUCUAUUACCUCGGCAGAUGUUACGGCGAAAUUGAUGAGAGGGUGGGUAUUAUCAUUUUUUAUUCUUAUCAGAGACGUGUUUUCCGAAGGAAAUUCUCGUUCUGUUCAGGCGCACGACGCAUUCGUGAACUACCGGCAGUCGAUCGAUAAAAGCGAAGCGAGCGCCGACACGUGGUGCAGCAUCGGAGCGCUUUACCAGAAGCAGACGCAGCCUAUGGAUGCUCUUCAGGUUACUGUGCAUUUGGAAAAGUUCAUUGAAUAAUAGUUUUAAUAACUUGUUGGAAAUAUCACACAGUUAAUGUUUCGCUGUUCAGGUUACUGUAGAUUUGAGAAAAAGGAUCAAAAAAAUAACCAAAAAAAGAAUCAGAAAAAUUAUAUAGAAAAAUGCUUCCUGGUUACUACAGUACCGUCCAAAAAUAGCUCAACUCUUAGGUUUUUGCCUUAAUUCUCUUUAAAAUUAGGAAAUCUCAACCAAAUAUGAACUUCGGUGUAUCAAAACGCCCAAAAUUUUUUCAGACCAAAAAUAAUUUUCCUUGAAAUUUCGAAAAAAUCUGGUUUUUUGCAACAUUAGGAAACCGGCGUAAAAAUGAAACAUAAACCAAACGAAUUUUAAAAAUAUUGAUAUAAACGUCAAGAGGGGGAAGAAUAGAAGAAGAAAAAUCAAGGAGUAAUAGGAUAUGAAUCGAUGACGUGAUCAGGAUUUUUUUCUGUAGUUUUCUACUUUUUGAAGUUUUCUUAGCCAGUGAAAUUUGAAAAACAUCAUUAAAUUGAAAAUGGGAACAAGAACUUCAAGUUCAGAUUGCUUUUUCAUUUGAAGUUGAUGUGAGAAAUUGCUUUGUAGACAAAAAAAUUCUAGUAAUAACUACAUAAUUUUGACAUGGCGAAAAUCUGAUUUGAAAAAAAGUCAAUAAAACAGACCUUUGCUUCUUUUUUUGACUGAUGACUAAGUAUUGAUAUUGAAACAGGGUCUAAAAAAUAAUCAUAUUCUCAAUUUCACAACAGUAACUAACUCGAUGUAUAUUUACUAAGUUUAGGGGUUGAAUAUUUUUUUGAUUAAGAUGUUUAAAAAAAUCAAAAAAAUCGUUUUUUUAGACUAGAUGAAAAAGGAAACUUUUUUUCAUUUCACCUGUGGAAAUAUUGAAAAAAUGGGAUCAGAAGUCUAGCUUUCAUUGGUUUACAAAGCUAAAUGCUUAGCAAUUUUAAUUUUUCCUAGAAUGAAAAGUUCGAUUUCAGGCGUUCAUAUGCGCCGUCGAACUUGAUCCAGAACAUUCAGCCGCGUGGACAGAUCUGGGAGAGUUGUACGAAAAGAACGCUCAAUAUUUCGACGCCCUUGAAUGCUUCCGAAAAGCGGUCAAAUACAAUCCAUGUGAGUUUUAGCUGCAUCAAUUUAUCAAUUGCAAAAAUCUUUCGAUACUGUUUUUCAUCUCUUUCCCUUCGAUUUCUGUUAGGAAUAGAUGACAUUCGUUUUUUCGGUUCUCAUCCUUCAUGUCUGUGUCGCGUCCAGACAUCAAAAGAGGAGCGCCGGCUGGUCACGGCGCGCGCAACUUUUCUUUGUUAGUGGCACCUGCCAAAGGCGCUGACCGCCCUUUCAUCUUAAAGAUUUCUCACGGGCAAAACGAUUCGUUCACGCUCGGAAUUUUCUUCCCUAUUACAUUCCUAUAGUUUAAUCUAAUACUAAUAUUGCUUUUCGACGAAUUUCAAAAAGUUUCUCGUUGUGACACUUCAUUUCUAUUCUGUUCGGAUUCAAUGAUAAAAGGGAAAUUAUCAUCUAAUAAAAAUACUAGCUGAUUAUUAAGAACGAUUGCGCUGAAAUAUUUCGAUCUGCAGACUAAAUUUUCCUAACUUCUUUUUCUGAAAAUGAUAUCUUUAGCAAGGAAGUUCAUUACUUUGCGAUUAGGAAUUUCCUUGAAAGUUAGCCAGAACAAUCCUCGUUGUAUCAAAUAAAGAUCCCAGAAAUCUCAACCUGAACAACUUCCUACUUAACGAGAAGUAAGGGCCUGAAUUUCUAGAAUAAGGAAUUUGAGGGUUCUCUUUGACUUGUAGCUCAUUUUUCAAAAACGAGGAAGUUUUACAGGUUGAAGCUUUCAGAAUCGUUUUCUGGUAAAUUAAGGAGCGUUCUGGCCAACUUUCAGGAACAUCCCAAACGCCAAGUGAAAUGAUUUACCUUGUGAAAGUAGAUUCCAACCUAUUCUUCAAAAUGACAAAAAGAAAUAUCUAAAACUUGGUGGCAAAAAAAGCAAAGUCUUCACUAAAAUCUUAGUCCAAAUCCAAGAAAACUUGAAAAAAGCGAAGAGAAAGAUCGCAAUGACUGAGACUAUGCUUCACUGAGAGAAAUCGAAAACAACAGGAAGAUAGAUUCGCCAGACGUACGGAUUAUCCACGGACAAAAAAACUUGUGAUAGUGCGAGUUUCUGAUUGGAAAUCAAGAAAAAGUCAAAGUUAUACCUUUGAUUUAAAUAUAAUAGAUUCAUCGUAAAAAUAUAUCCAGACUCAAAAAAAGAUUUUGUCUGAUCGACAAAUAGUGUAAUUAUUAUCUGGGGUUAGAAUAGAAGGAAAAAAACCUGCGAAAUUCCUAGUCCCGCCAAAAAGAAUCUAGUCCAAAACAAAACAUAACCCUUCUUCAAUUUUGAAAAGAAAUGACCUAAAAACCAAGGAAACUGUAAAUCUUCUAAAAUUUGUCUAAACGUUUUUCGAUGUGUUUUGAAAAAGUUAUGUGAACUUAUUUUAUUCUCAAGUCAACUAUACUUUGUAUAUCAGGGCCGGAUUUCAGGCGUUAUCGGGAAACUUUCGUGACGGAAACUCAUUCACCGUUGUCUUGAAAAAACGUCCAAUGAAAGCUUUCACAUGCUAUCAACUUUUUUUUAGCACUUCCUUGCAAACUUGGCGUAAAUGGACUUCAGCUAAUAUUUCUUCCCCAAAAAAAUGGACGAUACAUUUUUGAUGGAACGUCACUUUUUUCUUGCAUUAAACGUGAGAAAAAAACUAUACGAUUCGACAAAAUCGAGUUUUAUAUUAAAUCAAACAAUGUCAAGGCUCCUUUUCUCAUCGGUGCACGGAGCGACGGCCGGUGUGUAAUGCACUUUUUGCCCUCGCGCUCGCGAUGUUGUUUUGUGGUGUUCCCAGAAACGUUUUGUACUGUCCUGCACUCAGAAAUAGAUCUUUGUGUAAUCUUUUCUUCCUUCAUCCUUUAUCCUUAGAACAAAGAAAAAACUGUUCCUUUUUGUUCAGGUCUGGGAAAACCAACGCUUUUUGACAUUUUUGUACAUCCUUUCUGUGUAUGCAUCGGUGUUCCGCUUUUCUAAGAUUAUAAAAUUCAUUUUUUGCUGAAAUAUUUUUGCAGUAACAAAUCAUCUUCGAACAUUUGACCACUCAAAAAGCGAAAUUUUGAUCCUUUUCCCUUUCUAAAAAGUUUUUUUUCGCUCAUCACUCCUUUAUAUCCGUCUCUAAUUGAUGAUUUACACAGCUUGGCCGAUUAACCCCAUUAAUUGCAGAGGAACAGGUGAACGUUCGAAAUCGCACUUUCAAAGAGUUUUCCGUUUCAAUGACCUUCCCACUUGUCUCAGCCUUGCUGGAUGGCAUAUUUGGACAGGAGUAUUUUUGGAAGAUGUAUUCCUUCAAAUUAGAGAAAACUGGCCUCCCGAAAAUUCAUAAUUUCUAGAAAUAUAGAGUCGAAAAUCAAAGGAGGCUGUCAAUGAGAAUGAUUGAACAUUCUUGAAAGGAUCCAAUUCAAAAUCCUAAAAACACAACAUAAGUUCUUCAAAAUUAGUACAUAGGGAAAAGUCGGAAAGAUGUGAAGGUUCCAUAAAAAUUGUCCCAUUUAUGGUGACAAAGGCUCCCCUUUUGUUGCCUUUAUGCGCCAUUUUCUUAGCUUUUAUGCACCAUGUUUGCUGUCUCUUCUUAAAAUGAGAGCCUUAAAAAUUCUAGAAAAAAUGAAAGGUUCGAUAAAGAAACUCAUUUUGCUGCCUUUUCUGCGGCCUUUUGAGCCCUUAUUAGCGUUUUCCAGUUUUCCGACUUUAGAAACAAAUUCAGACUUUCCCUAAUAAGGUUUUAGCCUGACUGAGAACAUCAGCUCUUUUUCAAAAUUUCCAACUCUUCGAGACUUUAUUGAAGUCUCACACUCCUCACUAAUACUCCUUUCAAUCUGCACUCCCUUUUCUUUUUUCUCAAGACUCUUGGAAGAGAAUCGUUCAGAAAUAAUAGUUAAUUUGUGUCAGUCUACAACAAAACGGUUUGUUCGACUGGUUGUUGUAGUAUUGCACGUACAACGCCCCUCUUCUCCCACAGGCCCCUUUUUGGUGCAUUCGCCGUUUUUUCCCUUUUCCUUCUCCUUUUUUUUGUCUGGAGCGGCGCACGUUACGAUUACAGUAUCUUUGUGGGUUUUUCUUUAAAAUGAGUCUCUAGAGAGUGUGAAGAGUUAGAAAUUGAAAGAAAAACGGUUUCUUCUCUUUUUGGCUAAUUGACAGUAACGCUUGAAUGAUAAAUUUUUUUCCAGUUUCAAGGUCUCGAGAAAUGCAGGGUGGCACCCCUUAUCAGUCGUCGUUUUACAACCAGUUUCGCGUUUUUAUCCGAGAAGAGAGGUUUCACUGAUCUGUUGGUCAGCUCCUUUUCUGAAAAAUGGAUUCAUUACCAAAACUUGUCAUUCGCAGUAUUCUCUCAGAUUAUUUUUAAAAAUUGAAAACAUCAAUUUUUAUCCCAAAAUCUUGGAAUGUGAAUGGAACUAAAAAAAAAUGUGCAUCAUUAAAAAAAAACGUAUCUUUGGACCUUCACGGAGAGUGCGCCCUAUCAGACGCCCCCUGCACCGCGGCCUUGCGUAUCUGACCUCUGUUAUUGUUUCUCGACCUCCGUUGUGGCAGUUGGUCGGCUCACCCUGGCAGAACGUUGUCGGUUCUUCCUUCUCUUCGUUCCGUCUUUUUUUCGAAUUUAUGUUGUUUUCUUUUCUUAGCCAUGGUCGUAUACUUCUUUUCGCUUGGGAAUGAUGCCUUCUCGUUUCUAUAAAUGUUUUCCGAACUUUCAAUAUUCCAUUUUCCCGGGAUUCAAAACAGUUUACCUCUUUCUACAAGUAACAAAAGAAGUAUCAUACUUUGCUCUCUUUUUCAUAACUUUGCUAUUUAAUCUUUUCUCUUUCCUUCUAGCAUAGUACAAGUCAUUCACAUAAAGCCAGCCAAACGGACUAAAUUAAAGGAUGCUCGGCUAAUCCCCACCCGCCAUUUGAUUGCCAACAAGACCUUCUGUCUAAUCCGAAAAAGGCAUUCUUGUCGAAAAAAGGAUUGAACCCCUAAUUGGCAGUGUGGGAGGCUGAAGCCAGACGCCGUGCCAGUGGAAGGCCGAGGCCAAAAGGCCAGCGGCUGGUCAUCUGUAGGUCGUGGUCUCUGCGGUCGCAGCGUCUUGCCAGGCGGUCUCUGAUCUCUCUGACUUCUCUCACGCCCUCCUACUACCCACGCUCUCUGCUCGGUUUGGCUCCUUCGGCCUCGUACAACGCUUUUCUCUCGCUUCUACGGCCUCUCACGUACGCAACGAUCAAUUUUCCUUCCUUUACCAACGGCGUCGACCACAGCGGCUAUUUUCACUGUUUUUGAUACGGUUUUUGUUGUUAGUGUGUUGUCCACUUAUUGCACUAGUUACAAGUUUUCCUCCCUUUUUCUCAGAGCAAACUCUCAUUAUUGACUCUGACUCACCGAUAAUCUUUUGCAUCAUGGCAUAACAAUACGUCCAGCAUUAAGCUUCAUUUACUACUCUGCAGAUAAGAAGUUGUUUGCUCUCCAAUAAAUAGUUAAUGUGAUAAGUCUGAUGUCAUUCUUUGAAUUUUUCCUGAUCAAAUCUCGGCUUGGCAGUGUACUCGUUAAGGUUUUCAUUUUGACAAAAAUUUUUGAAAGCUUCAAACUAAUUUUUCCGGUCUAAUAUUGUUCUAUGUAGAUAACUUAAAUUCAUCAAACUAAUUUUCAUAUUUUUUUCUUGGAUUAGUGUUGACAGUUGACAUAUUUUCUAACUUUUUUCCAGAAAUAAUUUUCUUCUCCCAACUUCAAUCUUAUUGCUAGUACAAACUAUAUCUUUAUCCGCGUUGACUCUCCAAUCGUCGGAUCAUAUUUACAUCAACAAUCAUUAACUAUCAAAUUUACUGUUGCGGCAAAGUUCUUGGCCUCGAAAAUGCAAAUUUUGCCUGAAAAGUGUAAUAAACCCGUUUUCGCCUUAUUCAGUUCUUACUCGAAAAUAGGUUUACUAAUGAGAAAAUUUUUCAGGUGCUCCAGAGCCGUUGAAAGCACGGAUAGUCGUGCUAGAAAAAGAGCUCAACUUGCCAGCGCAGGUGCCACAACGACCACAAGGCACGCAAGCACCGAAGUCUGUUUUCCUCUUUUCGUUUUUUUGCAGUCAAGUGUAAGAUCAUUAGUGGCCUGCUUGAGAUUGAUAACACUGGGAAAUGUCGGCGCAUCCCAUCAGAUUGCUCUCAUUUAUUUUUAGCAGCGUCUAUCCGAUUUUACAGCAUCCAGCUUAAUUUGAAUAAGCUUAGAAUCUGCAUUUUUGUUGCGGCACGGCUCCACAACCAGUCGUUUCAAACUCCUUUUUGAUGCAGCGAAUCAUCAACCUCACCCAUGGAGCUAGUCACAUUUAACAGAGAGAUGUUCAGAACUGCCAAUUAGAAAAGGCUUAUUUCCCACCUCUGCAAGUCUGAACCAAGGGAUCGAAGUAGAUUGAAAAGUUUUCAAGUAAAAAGAACGAACAGACGCUCUGGACUCUUACAAAAAACCUUUUCGUACCACAAACACGUGGGAGUUCAUUGAAAGCAACAGACGUCUCGCGGUUUGCCGCCGACGUUUGCCCACUUCCUAUACUCUUUUUAAACACACAUGAGAUCUUGGCAAAUAAAAAAAUAUUUCAUUUUUCGAAAACCCUCUUAACUUCACAGUUCCGUCCCAUCCAAUGAAUUGGGAGCGAAAACUUCGAGAAAUCACAAGAGUUUGUAAGGGGCGUUUCCAAUAUUUUCCCACAUUUCAUUUAGACUCUUUCAUGAUAAGAUAAGAAAGACACGUUUCCGUUUUUUUCUCACUCGCCAGGAGAAUAAAAUCGCUGAAAUGUGUAGAUAAGAGCUGCCUUUCCAGGCAUCGUCCAAUUAUUGUGGGUCUGGGUUAAAUAAAUAGAGUGGCCACGUUGAUUGGGGCGCUGUUAUCAUUGAUAAGGCCCUGUGAUAGUAAGGCACCUUGAGAACUACCUACUAUUUCCCUUCAUGAUUUGAUGCUUGUUCUCUGGAAUUUGUUGCUUUUCAGACCUCUUCCAUCGCUGAAAGACGCUUGGACGCAGCCAAUCCCAUCGGAGCUGCGCGGACGACAGGAAGAGUUUUAUAGGGUUCGUAGUUCCAUUCGUACCCGGAAACUAGAAGAAAAAAGUCGGGAUGGGUUCGAAUACAAAACUUUGUUGCCACAAAGAGAAGAAUGUUGUCUGGGUCUCCCAGAUGGUUCAACUGAAGACUUUCAAUUCAUCUUAUCAAAACCGCUUUAUCAUUUGGACUGUGACAACCAAAUGACCGCGUUUUUUUCUGCUUGAGGUCGCUUCUUUGCGACUUUCAGUUUUUAUUUGAUAAGCUACGUGUAUAUAAGCGUUUUUUUAAUCUCUUCAGCAGCUUAGAUUGAGAUCUCUGUUGUCUUUUUUUUGGUCCUUUUUCCUUUUAAAGAAGUUCUCAUUUCGCUAAGUGCAGAUUAGAAAGUGCGAAUGUAAGCCAUAUAAAAAAAAUUCUCACGCAAGAGGCGGGCAUUCCAUCCAAUCUCUUGCUUCAUCAGGGGCAGCAGGUGUUUUUUCUUUUCGGAAAUCUUUUGCUUUUCCUCUAGGAAAUGUUCAUUUUGCAGAAAGUCUCGUUUUCUUCUUGGUUUAUAUUAUUUUAAACUCAAGUUUUUUCAAAUGCACACAGCCUUGAAAACAAGAAAAACUUCUAAAAGUCUGCAAGCCAAGUGGGAUACCUUUUGCUCUCAAAAUAAAAAAUCUAGCAUUCUCAUCUACACCUUUGAAAAAAAACUUUUCUAUUAUUUUUUUUUGUUUUUUUGAUCUCCUCAUCUCGGGCCAAACUAAAACCAAUGGAAUAUCCUUGUUUAUCAUAAAAUCCAGCGCAAACAUUUCUCAGCCCACGCCUUUCUUAUCACACCUUCCCAGCUUAAAGAAAAGAUAUGCCUGCAAAAGGAAAACAUGAACUCCCCCACUUUCACAGGAAAUCAUUAGAGCUUAGUGCGGAGGCAGCAUAAUCAGUGUGCUUGAUAAUGAUUCGAGUGAGAACUUGUGAUUCACAGAAGUUGGAGCUGCGAGAAAAGCGAACCGACGAUUGGGAAUAAUUAUAUGAACUUCAUUUUCGGCUUUUUCCCAUGAACUUUAGCUCUUUGCACGUCAGCCCGCUUGCUCUUUUAGUACAACAUGAGUCAGGCUUUCUCAAAACAAUUUCCUUCUUUGCAGGUAAAAGAACAGCGUUAUCGUGACGGUAGCUUACUUUGGAGGAUGGGCGAUCUCAGUGUUCCGCAAGGCGAGCAGGUAAUAAAAAAAAAAUUAAGGGGUCGCUCAAAAGGUGUUUGCCUGAUAAAUGCGUACCUAGUGAAAAAAAAACAAAAAAAAAGUACAUUGGAGAUUGAUUGAACAAGUUGUCAGGAGGUAACUAAAGAUACGAUAAAAGGACCAUCUCAGGAAUUCUAGAGUGUUCACUUUAGGGGUUAGGGUGAAAGCAACCUUUUUAGGAGCCGAAAAAGGGGUCCCUUCAGUGGUACAAUUUUUCAUCCCCUGGAAAUGCUUAGAGAUCAUAAAAAUUAUUGACUAGCAUGACCCCUAUAGGGAUCACUUCUGUGAGCUUUAAUGGUCCCUAUAGGGGUUUGUGGAGCGGUCCCUAAAGUGGAUCCUUCAGGGGCCGCUAUAGGGACGAGUCUGGAGUUUACACUAGCAUCUUUUCCAGAUAAACUUUUCAUUUUAUUCUGAAAGGCUUAAAAUAAGUUUGGUAAUUCAGUCUGUAGUCCCCCGCUAUUAAGACGUCUCCAAAUUCCAAUUUUUUAGCGUCUCAUUUACUCGCUGAACGACAUACAAGUCCAAAUAAUGCAGCUGCUCUACAUGAACAGAGAUCGAAUCAACGAAACGGAGAAGGGCGUCCUUGAAGAACUAGAGAUCCAAUACCGACUAGCUGAGGUAUUUUAUUGAUAAAUGAGUGGCGCAAAAGUGAAAAAAAAUUCAGCGUCAUGUUGAUGAACGACUGAUCGCGCAUCUGACGUCAUCUUUGCCGUCGUUUUCUGAAGGUGACGUCAUUUCGCUCCGUGAGACAGGUCACCUUCUCAUGGCAUACGAGAAUGGAGAAAGUAAUAUUUUUAGUGUUGAAAGUAGUCACGAACCGUUUUUUUCAGCUUAUCAUCGUCAGAAGUUGGCACGACACACUGAGCUGCCAACAACAUUCAGGUAAUUGCAUGGUGCUGAGUUGGAUCUAAUCAGAAUUCUUCAGUCUGCUCUCGCGUGUGCUGAUCUCUCCAGAUGCGACAGCUAAGGAAAUUCUCGACAUGGCGUCGAUUCGCGCAGAGAAGCCAAGAGACUUCUAUCCUAUCUUCGACGAGGAUGUACCGGCUCCAAUGCCUCCUGAGCGACCGAAGCCGGAGUAUAACUUUGUUAGUCAAGAUAUUCUCAUUCGAUUCAAUCUGCUGCUUUCUUCCAGUUCACUACGGACCGUAAUCAUUUGCUUCGUCCGACUCCUCUUUUGAUCGUGGAGUCGCGCAAGGACGCUCAGGCUAUUGAGCUUCAGAGGUGAAAAUUUCGGUCUGAACAACUAUCAAGGUGAAACUUUUAGAUACUGCGAAGGAGCUCACAUCGCAUUGAUUCGCGGGCUCACCGGUGUGCUUCGAAUGGACUUGUCGCUUUUCUCCACUAAGACUUUGCUCGAAGUUGCUGCUGCGGAUGAGAUGGAGGUGCGAUAGGAUUCCCAUUACUACUCGAAUUCUUCUUCGAUAUAAAUACUUGGAUGUUAUAGGUCCGCACUCAAUACCGUAUGCCAACAGAAGUUAACGUCGAUCAUCUUGGAACGGCCACUUGGGAGUGCUACAGUACUCGCAAGUUCACCUCUGUAACCAAGUAUGCUCAGUAUCAAGCUGAGACGUUCAAGCACUCACUGAAAGGUUCAUUACAAACUGAGACUAGUAGAAAAAUUUGUUGGUUUUCAGAAGAAGCUGAAAAGCUGCGUCAGACAGGAACAAAGUACUCGCAGCAGGCGGAAAGUGCGCAAGUUGGCAAGCGCAGAAAAGGUAUCGACCCAUUUUAUGUUCAGAACUCAUAAUCUGUUUUAGGACCAUCGGCAAGUUCGGCAGUAGCACUUGGUGAAGAUUGUCCGCUGCCAUUGAAGACCAUCAAAUUCGGCACAAACGUAGACCUUUCGGAUGACAACAAGUGGCGCCUCCAGCUUCAGGUUGAGAGAAAAGCAUAUAAAUGAAUAGUUUGGGAAAUUUCAGGAGCUCUCCAAAAUGCCACCGUUCUGCCGAUUGAUUGCGGGAUGCAAUAUGUUGUCUCAUCUCGGCCAUACCGUACUUGGCAUGAACACGGUCCAGCUGUACAUGAAAGUAGACAAAAUUGCCUAAAAUCAAGUUCAAAUUUGGACUUCCAGGUUCCUGGCUCUCGCACUCCAGCUCACAUGGAGAACAACUGCUUCGCGUCGGUCAACAUCAAUAUUGGUCCUGGGGACUGCGAAUGGUUCGGAUGUCCUCAUGAGUACUGGGGUGUCAUCAACGAGAUGUGCAACAGGUAGAGCAUCUGUAGGAAAAUCGUAAUGUUUCAUUUCAUUUUUUAUAGACGAGGAAUCGAUUUCUUGCGAGGCUCGUAUUGGCCAAACUAUGAAGAUCUUUUGGCAGAGAACAUUCCUGUUUAUCGGUAAACUUUUAUUAGAGUUUCUUAAUAGAUCAAAAAACUGCAGUUUCACUCAAAAAGCUGGUGACCUUGUCUGGGUUGGCGGCGGCUGCAUCCAUUGGGUCCAGGCAACCGGAUGGUGUAACAACAUCGCCUGGAACGUCGGACCGAUGACUUGCUCUCAGCUGAGCAUGUCGACUUAUUCGUACGAAUGGAACAAGCUUCAGGUAAAAAUUUGUCCCGAAAAUUUCUCAGUGUUUUAUCUCGACUUCCAGGGCUACAAGUCGUUGGUUCCUAUGCAGCAUCUCGCUUGGCAGCUGGCCAAAAACAUCCACUUCCACAACCAGACUAUGUACACAACUGUACGAUACCUUUUGAUCCGCUCUCUCGCUUUCUGUAAGAUGGUCGCUGACUUUGCUGUGUCGAAGGGCAAGGUAACAGUUUUUCGGAAUAUUUCUUGCUAAUACUCAGAAUUUUCAGUCGCUGAAGCCCCAGUCGCGAACCAAAGGAGAAGUGACUCAUUAUUGCACUCUUUGUGAGGUAAGACAUUAUGAAAACUUAUUAGAGAAUGAAAAUAAUUAAUAAAACACUUGAUCAAGGAUUAUUUUUCAGAUCGAAGUUUUCAACAUUCUCUUCGUCAAGGAAGUGAACGGCAAGUUCCCAGUCUACUGUGUGUACUGCUCGAAGAGGUUUUUAAACCAGCUUUUCCAUGCUACAACCAACUUUUUUUCAGAAGCGGCUUGGACCAGUACAUCGUCCUGCAACAGAUCACCUUCAGCGAACUCGCCGGAAUCUACGACAACAUGGUUCUGAACCUGAACCCCAAGGGCCCCGUCGCCUCGUCUCCGGCUUCUACGGAAAACAGCACGUCGACAUCAACUGCUUCCAUCGGCAUGUCCUCCUAG
Messenger RNA from Caenorhabditis auriculariae, 20993 nucleotides. NCBI's taxonomy places the organism in Eukaryota, Metazoa, Nematoda, Chromadorea, Rhabditida, Rhabditidae. The record is from the annotation of a GenBank genome assembly.